AUGGAUGUCUCCCUCAUCUCAGCCGCUGGCAACGACUCGAUUUUGGAGCACACACCUGGUGCUGAUGAUGUAUCAUUGCGACUGAAUUGGAGAAGCGGUGUGGAGUCAGCGUUAGUGAAGGAUAGAGGUGCUGCCCAGGCCGUACAGGCUACUUCCGCUGGGGACAUGACGUACAAUCAUCACGAUUGGGGUGUUUGGGUCGAUCAACUCUCAAGUUUCCCCGAAGCCGAGAAGAACUUCAAAGUCUUGGCUACGUCCACGAGUACUGAGGUUGACAGGGAGUUCAUCGCUGUUGUGGAGGGUCGAAACGAAUUCGAUGGGGUAUGGGCUGUUCAGGUGAUUUUAAAGUUAACAAUCUUGUGA
Molecule: messenger RNA, 363 nt
Organism: Perkinsus marinus ATCC 50983
Lineage: Eukaryota; Perkinsozoa; Perkinsida; Perkinsidae
Exons: 4
Coding region: 1-363 (120 amino acids)
Source: RefSeq, a predicted model, not a curated record